Molecule: messenger RNA, 1448 nt
Organism: Dentiscutata erythropus
Lineage: Eukaryota; Fungi; Glomeromycota; Glomeromycetes; Diversisporales; Gigasporaceae
Source: the annotation of a GenBank genome assembly
ACAGUGACGAUGAUGUUCGAGCCGUAGCGGCUUCUAUUUUAAUACCAAUUGCGGAUUAUUUUGUCCAACUUGCUCCAAAUAAAAUACCCGAAAUUGUAACUGUGUUGUGGGAUUGUCUUAAGGAUCUUAAAGAUGAUUUGACAGCUUCCACAGCUAGUGCUGAUGCAUCUGACCAAAGAUUAUAUCCAUUUUUCCGUCAUACCAUUACAUCUGUACGAGUCGCGGUACUCAAUACUUUGCUAACAUUUUUGGGUAUGGACGAAGUAGAAGAAUGGGUCGAUCAUCGUACUUUUAGUCUUGUGUUUCAAAAUAUUAUUGUUGAGGAAAAAAGAGAUGUUCUUUAUAUUUCUCUAAAAGUUUGGUCAAGAUUACUUUCACAUGUAUCAAAACCCGUUGAAAAGAAUAAACUCUUUAAUUUCACAUCUCAACAUAUCGGAUCAUGGUUUUCAAUAGUCAUGACACCUUUAGGUACUCCAAUUGAGCGUCGAUUAUUUUAUAUUCCUGAUGGACCGAUUCCAAUGGAAACAACUCCUAUAACAGUAACAUCUCCAUCAAAUAAUUCAAGAAGAAGGAAUUCGAAUCGUAAUAAUAAUGGUGGUGAUAUUGCUGUAACAUCUGGUGGCUAUAGUAUUGAUACUGGAAUGUUGCAACAAGAUUUUGCACUGGUUAGUGUGGAUACUAUAUUAAGAGGAAGAGUUAUUGCUUCUAAAGGAUUAGGAAUGUUAAUGAGUUGUUGGCCAAGUGAGUCCUUAGAAUCCACAUUUAAAGAAUAUAUUAUAAACUGCCUUUCUUCUUCAUGGGCAUUAAGCAAACAAUUAGCUGCUGUAAUUACCGAAGAAUGGUCACGAUCAGUUAUGGAAAAAGAACCGCAAAAUAACCAAUCUUCAUUAAUACAAAAUUUACCUUUAGCCUCAAUUUUAUCUAAUGCCAUGAUCUCAAUUCUGGAAUCUAAUCCUCCUAGGGAAUGUCAAGCAAUGCUUAAUACAUUUGUAUCUGUUGGCAAAGUUAAUUCCGAUAUCAUUCCUCCAUUACCUACAUAUGUUCUUGGAGAAAAAAUUCAAACAGACAAUUCAACUUCUUUGUUCGGAAUAGAAAUAGCUGCAGAAUUUUCAACUGAUGUUUUUAAUAAUUUAUUAUCUCAUGUAUCUGUUAAAAAUCGGAGAUCUUCAAAUGAUGAUACACAAUCUCAGUUACAAGAUCGUCAACGUCGAGUGGUAUCUUCAAUUGGUUAUUAUGAAGCUUCAAAACAAAAAAAUGAUACAAUUGUAUUUGCUGCAAUUGCCGGAGCAGUUGUUGCAUUACGAGUAUUACCUUCCAAGCUUAAUCCUGUAAUCAGAUCUAUUAUGAAUUCAAUAAAAUCAGAAGAAAAUUUUGAAUUACAGAAACGAUCUGCUUCUACUUUAGCUAGCCUUGUUGAACUUUGUUCAUAUGAGGAUAAUACAAUAAGA